Molecule: messenger RNA, 390 nt
Organism: Verticillium dahliae VdLs.17
Lineage: Eukaryota; Fungi; Ascomycota; Sordariomycetes; Glomerellales; Plectosphaerellaceae
Product: vanillyl-alcohol oxidase
Exons: 2
Coding region: 1-390 (129 amino acids)
Molecular function (GO): flavin adenine dinucleotide binding
Source: RefSeq, a predicted model, not a curated record
AUGCCUCACCCCCAGCCUCGCCGCCUCUCCCCUGAGUUUACCAAUGAGGAUUUCAACGCCUUUGUGAAGGCCAUUCUACCCAUUGUCGGGGAUGAAAAUCUUUCCAUCGUCUCGGCUGAUGUAGAGCUAUGCCCGUCUGGCCCUCCUCUGUGGGCCGCAACACCGGAUACGGAGGAGCUGCACCACGGCCCACGGGUCCCGGGUACACUCGGCAUGGAACUUGGAAGACACAUGAACCAAAUCCACGAAGUCAAUGUUGAUGGGGCAUAUGCUUUGGUUGAGCUUGGAGUCACCUUUUUUAGCCUCUAUGACCAUCUCGUGAAGACUGGUCUUGAUGAGCAACUAUGGCUAGAUGCGAAAGAAGGACGAUUCUCGCCCAAGGUUGAUUAA